CCCUCCCUCCGCUCGCUCUAGCUCAGUAUAAAAACUCAUGCCCAAGCGUAGUCUGUCCUUUUCUCCGGUCUAAAUCAGGGGACAUUCGUUAGCUUCUCGGGCACAGCAAAACCUUCAAAAUGGGAAAGGAAAAGAUUCACAUAAACAUCGUGGUCAUUGGUCAUGUCGAUUCCGGCAAAUCGACCACCACAGGGCAUUUGAUCUACAAAUGCGGCGGCAUUGACAAGAGAACCAUCGAGAAGUUCGAGAAGGAAGCCGCUGAGAUGGGAAAGGGCUCCUUCAAGUACGCCUGGGUGCUGGACAAACUGAAAGCAGAGCGUGAGCGUGGUAUCACCAUUGACAUCGCCCUGUGGAAGUUUGAGACCGGCAGGUAUUACGUCACCAUCAUCGAUGCCCCCGGACACAGGGACUUCAUCAAGAACAUGAUCACUGGUACCUCGCAGGCUGACUGCGCCGUGCUGAUCGUGGCCGGAGGUGUGGGUGAGUUUGAGGCCGGUAUCUCAAAGAACGGCCAGACCCGCGAGCACGCCCUCCUGGCCUUCACCCUGGGCGUGAAGCAGCUCAUCGUUGGAGUCAACAAGAUGGACUCCACCGAGCCCCCCUACAGCCAGGCCCGCUUCGAGGAGAUCACCAAGGAGGUCAGCCAGUACAUCAAGAAGAUCGGCUACAACCCGGCCACAGUGGCCUUCGUGCCCAUCUCCGGAUGGCACGGGGACAACAUGCUGGAGUCCAGCGAGAAGAUGGCCUGGUUCAAGGGCUGGAAGGUGGAGCGCAAGGACGGCAACGCCAGCGGGGUCACCCUGCUGGAGGCCCUGGACGCCAUCCUGCCCCCCAGCCGCCCCACCGACAAGGCCCUCCGCCUGCCCCUCCAGGACGUCUACAAGAUCGGCGGUAUCGGGACCGUGCCCGUGGGCCGCGUGGAGACCGGCAUCCUGAAGGCCGGCAUGAUCGUGACCUUCGCCCCCGCCAACGUGACCACGGAGGUGAAGUCGGUGGAGAUGCACCACGAGACGCUGACCGAGGCCACGCCCGGAGACAACGUCGGCUUCAACGUCAAGAACGUGUCCGUCAAGGAGAUCCGCCGUGGCAACGUGGCCGGAGACAGCAAGAACGACCCCCCCAUGCAGGCCGACAACUUCACUGCCCAGGUGAUCAUCCUGAACCACCCUGGCACCAUCGCCCAGGGCUACGCCCCCGUCCUGGAUUGCCACACCGCCCACAUCGCCUGCAAGUUCAGCGAGCUCAAGGAGAAGAUCGAUCGUCGUUCCGGAAAGAAGCUGGAGGACAACCCCAAGUCCCUGAAGUCCGGCGACGCCGCCAUCAUCACCAUGGUGCCCGGCAAGCCUAUGUGUGUGGAGAGCUUCGCCCAGUACCCUCCUCUGGGUCGCUUCGCCGUGCGCGACAUGCGGCAGACGGUCGCCGUGGGCGUCAUCAAGGCCGUGGACAAGAAGAUCGGCGGCAGCGGCAAGGUCACCAAGUCCGCCCAGAAGGCGUCCAAGACCAAAUGAAUCCCGGCACGGGACGUCCCGCCGAGGAUGGCCCCGCCGCCGCCGCCGCCACCACGGCAACGGGCGUCCUCGCCUCAUCCUCCGCCCUCGCCCCGCCCCUCCCCCUCCUCGUCAGCGCAUAGCUCUCUUCUCAAGGACUGGCUUAUGCUCAUCAGAACCCACCGCAAAAGCUUCCGUAGGAAAGGAGGGCCAGUGCCCCAGCGUCCGACUGGCCUAGAGAAGAGAUUAGGGGGGUGACACACUACUUAAGAAAAUUUAAAAUAUAUCGUGGGUAAAUAAAAUGAUUUCAUUUAUCGUUCAUUGCCAAAAAAGGAGAA
Messenger RNA from Gadus chalcogrammus (walleye pollock), 1825 nucleotides. RefSeq names its product elongation factor 1-alpha. Gene Ontology annotation, molecular function: GTPase activity; GTP binding; translation elongation factor activity. Bases 120 to 1508 code for a protein of 462 amino acids. Gene Ontology annotation, biological process: translational elongation; translation. Lineage: Eukaryota; Metazoa; Chordata; Actinopteri; Gadiformes; Gadidae. The transcript has 8 exons. The record is from RefSeq and is a predicted model, not a curated record.